This is a messenger RNA of Cyanidioschyzon merolae strain 10D, 1128 nucleotides long. Its product is annotated as developmentally regulated GTP binding protein. Gene Ontology annotation, molecular function: GTP binding; GTPase activity. Gene Ontology annotation, biological process: cytoplasmic translation. The transcript has a single exon. The record is from RefSeq and is a predicted model, not a curated record. Bases 1 to 1128 code for a protein of 375 amino acids. Gene Ontology annotation, cellular component: cytoplasm. NCBI's taxonomy places the organism in Eukaryota, Rhodophyta, Bangiophyceae, Cyanidiales, Cyanidiaceae.
AUGGGCAUCCUGGAUCGAAUUCGUGACAUAGAGCUGGAGCUCAAGCGGACUCAGGUAAAUAAGGCUACCAUGGGCCAUAUUUGCAGGCUAAAGUCGCGCCUGGCGCGCCUGCGAACACAGCUGCUUCUGGACGAGGAGAAGGCACGGAAGCAGGGCGCCGGCAGCGCCGAGGGCUUCGAGGUCCCCAAACAAGGUGACGCCCGGGUAAUCAUGCUCGGUGCACCAUCCAUAGGCAAGUCGACGUUUGUAUCGCAGGUAACCGGUAUCGACAGUGCCGUGGCUGCGUACGAGUUCACGACUGUGGACUGCAUCCCCGGUGAGCUGCACUUGCGCGGAGCUCGCAUCCAGCUGCUCGACCUGCCCGGGAUCAUCGAAGGCGCUGCACAGGGGCGCGGCCGUGGACGACAGGUUAUUGCGCUGGCACGCUCUGCGGACCUGGUACUUAUGAUGCUCGACGUCGGUAAGGACGUGGACGCGCAACGGCGGUUCAUCGAAAGGGAAGUUGAAUUGGCCGGUAUUCGCUUGAACAGGCGCCCGCCGAACGUCAUGUUCCAGCUGAAGAAAGCGGGCGGGGGCAUCACCUUUAACGCUACCUGCCCGCUCAGCCAUUUGGAUGAAAAGCUGGUGUACGCUAUCCUUCAAGAGUAUCGAAUUUAUAACGCCGACAUCCUGGUUCGUGAAGAUGUAAACGUGGAUGAGUUUAUUGACGUCAUUGAGGGGAACAGAGUGUAUGUUCCGUGCAUCCACGUCUAUAAUAAGAUUGACUUGAUCACCAUAGAGGAGCUGGACCGCCUGGCGCGGUCGGAUCCGUACCACGGCGUGGUGCUCAGUUGCGCACUUCGCUUGAAUAUGGAUGAGGUCUUGGAGAAAAUAUGGCGAGCGCUGAAGAUCGUCCGAGUCUACACCAAGAAACGCGGAGAACCGCCAGACUUUGAGCGACCUCUGAUUCUGCGCUCCAGCCAGGCGCGGGUAGCGGACGCCUGUCGCAAGAUCCAUCGAUCCCUAGCCGACCCGACACAGUUCCGCUACGCACUGGUCUGGGGACGCAGCACGAAACACGACCCUCAACGAGUAGGUCUAUCUCAUCAGCUUGCCGAUGAGGAUGUCCUCUGUGUAGUCACGAAAUAG